AUGAUCCCGUUUGGUAUCGGCGGGAUCAUUAGUGUUUACUUCGGUAAUUAUUUGAAGCAUUCAGAUUCCAGAAUCAGAGUAUUUGUGCCUUCAAACCAGGGAAGGAAUGCACAGAGAACAAAACAAGAAGAGUCAGAAAAAACGCCGCAACCAAAAAUCUGUGUCGUCGCUGUUAUCGUUUGCACAGCAUGGGGAGCUGUGCCCCCAUACCCGCGAUACCCGGCCUACCCACCUCCUCGUUACCACAAGCCCGCCCCCUACGUCCAACACCCAGAACCUCACUAUGAUGUUCCGGCCAAGUACGCGUAUGCUUAUGACGUCAACGACGACUACCAGAAGCUGAAGUUCGAUAAGAGCGAGUCCCGCGAUGGCUACAAGACCGAGGGUUCGUUCUCUGUGGACCUUCCCGACGGUCGAAAACAGAUUGUCACCUACGCUGAUAACGGCGACGGCCUCCUCGCUGAAGUUAAAUACGAGGGAGACAUCGUCGUCGCCCCCUACCACUCCCCGGCGCCCGCCUACAAGCCACCCCCACCCCAUUACCCUGCACCCCACCCUGCAUACCCAAGGAAGCCCUACUUCCCUCCUUACCCAUCCCACCCUGCCUACCCUCGCUACCCGUCCUACCUUGCUCCCACUGCACCGGCAGACCCUGAACCCGUUGAACCUGCUAUUGAUGUUAGAACUCCUGAGAUCGUAGAAACUCUUGAGGAAGUGGCUGCUCUUGAAAAAGAGGCUGCACCUACUAAAGCUGCAUUAUUAGUAGAAGCUGCACCAGUAGUACAGGCUGUCGUAGAAGCUGUAAAUGUCGAGGAAGCUGCAACUGUUGACGAAGCCGCUCCUGUAGAAGAAACAGCGCCUGUUGGGGAAGCCGCGCCUAUUGAGGAAACCGCGCCUGUUGGGGAAAGUGCUCCUGUUGAGGAAGCCGCGCCUAUUGAGGUGGCUACUCCCGUCCAAGAAGCUACACCUGUCGAGGUUGCAGAAUCGCCAGACGAAGAGGCAGCCCCUGUCGAAACCGAGGACGACGAAGAACUUCUCAUCGAAGCUGCGAUGGAGAUGGAAUUCCUAGCAAUGUUGCUUGGCAACUGGUGCGUCCCUGAGAUAAUCAUCACAUUAUCAGCAUUCACUGGCAGUAAAAGAAAAAACAAUAAAAACUCCACCUCCCACAUUGCCCUUGAGCAGCCGCACGAAACAUUAGUCCGAGACAGCGGACUAUAGUACUGAACGUCGCCCUCUAGCAGUCUGGCUUAAAUGAACGUUUGUUUUUCUCUUCCAUCUGUUGGUGUACUUUUAAGUAUUUAUGGUAAAAGCCGUUUGCUUAAUCAAAUAAAAUAUAUAUAUGAAUAUGCUUUCACAUUUUCUGGUCUGAAUUUUUAUUUUCGAAAUUAUCUUUCUUGCUGUCAAACAUUACAACACCCACUCCUUAAGAAUCUCAUUUCCAUCGUAACAGCAUUUAGUACUUCCCAUUAACAAUAACAAUUAUGUUUUUUACGGUAGCAACAGCUUCGGGCUUUGUCAUUAUACUCUUACCUAUAUGUGCUGUGUAAGGUAUGUUAUAAAAAUUAAAUGUGUGAUUGGCUUUUAUUGGUUAUUGAUUUUUGUUUCUGUAAUUCUGAAAUGCUUCUUUCGUCGCUUACAUUGUUUUCUAUCAAAUUUAGAGAGACCUGUAAUUAUGGAUUAUAAAACUAUGAAACUAUUUUCAUUCUCAUUAUGACUAUGGUUAUAAUUAUUAUCACAAUCAUUAUUAUGACAGCAGUAGAAGCAGUAUUACUGCUCUCAUCCUCAUUUCCACAACCGAAGUCACAAAGCCCCUCAAAAUGAUGAACGCAGUAUGGGUAUUGGACAGAGAAACAAAGGCAAAAGUCGGUGAUCCUAAUGCCAAAACGGAUCUUUUAGAAAUAAAUGCGAAAUUCAUGCGUGAAUAUAUUGGGGGAUUAUUGCUGAACAUGGCUAAGUGAUGUGCUAAUCAUCAGUUGUUAAGAAGACGACGUAAAUGUGUGGUUGCCGGUAACACGAAGGCCCUGAUUUGAAGGGCCUGUGUUUUCAUGUUUACUCAUAUUAUAUACGUACUUUUGUCAAAAACUACACUGUAGUUCCUUAAAAGGAUCAGGGAUGUAAAUUUGGCUUCGUAAUUCAUCAAACUGUAUAUUAAAAACUACUCUGGAAUAUCAUUUAUAUACUAUAAAAUUAAUUUCACUUGGUGGCUCAUGUUUAAAUUGAAAUGUAUUUUGUGAGCCCUUUCGCAUCCAUUAAAUGGCUGGGGAAUGACAGCAAAACAAACUGUUAUUUAUAUAACAACCUUCCCUUUCGCAUCCAUUAAAUGGCUGGGGAAUGACAGCAAAACAAACUGUUAUUUAUAUAACAACCUUCCCUGAUCAGAACCUGAA
Messenger RNA from Penaeus vannamei (Pacific white shrimp), 2387 nucleotides. Lineage: Eukaryota; Metazoa; Arthropoda; Malacostraca; Decapoda; Penaeidae. The record is from RefSeq and is a predicted model, not a curated record.